AUGGCAGUGCAAUUCUCCAUCUACACUUGCCAGCCGAUUCCGACCGCCGCCAGCUCCCCUGAUCCAUCAUCAAAGGACUCUGGUCUUUGGUCACCCCUCUCUUGCACUCUUAUCUAUACACCGACUACCGCCGUUUUGGUGGAUUGUCCUGCAAGCAUCGCCGCCACUAGGGAACUUGCAUCAUGGAUUAAAUCUACCUUACCAGCCGGCUGCACCUUGAAGCACUUCAUCGCCACUCACGCCCAUGGGGACCAUUUCUUUGGGUUCCCAGUCUUGAAAGAAUUCUUCCCUUCCGUCACAGCUAUUGCCACCAAGAGUGUAGUUGAAGGGGUUGAAUCUCAAUACGCCCCUGAGCUCUACGAAGCGCUCUGGAAGGUUCAUUUUCCCUCAGCUGAAGCCGGCACUGGCAUGCCGGCGGAAAGGGCCGAGUUUGUAGCCCUUCCACCGUCCAACGAGGUCGAUCUUGAUGGGCACUUGGUCAAGCUCUACGACGUCCCACACGGUGAUACCCACGCCAACUCCUUCGUCCACUUGCCCGAGUUAGGACUGGUGGUCGCGGGUGACAUCGUCUACAACGGGGACUGUCACCAAUGGCUUGGUGAGGCCGCCACCCACGACAAACGGGCGCAGUGGAUCGAGGCCCUUUCGCAGAUUGCGGCGUUGAAGCCUAAGGUGGUUGUACCUGGGCAUACUUUCACGCCUGCGACAGAGCCCAACGAAGCUCUUGCUCUGUCAAUGCUGAAGAGCACCGAGGAAUACAUUCGGGCAUUUGAGGAUGAGCUUGGGGAUGCAAAUGACAAGGAUGAAUUGUUCCAGAGAAUGAGGUCUCGUCAGUCCAGAUGGAAUCUCUGGAUUCUGAAUGGGGGAUGUCAGGCCGGGAUCGCGACGAAGCAAGGUUGA
Messenger RNA from Fusarium vanettenii 77-13-4, 900 nucleotides. RefSeq lists its product as uncharacterized. Lineage: Eukaryota; Fungi; Ascomycota; Sordariomycetes; Hypocreales; Nectriaceae. Bases 1 to 900 code for a protein of 299 amino acids. The record is from RefSeq and is a predicted model, not a curated record. The transcript has a single exon.